Molecule: messenger RNA, 2114 nt
Organism: Arachis duranensis
Lineage: Eukaryota; Viridiplantae; Streptophyta; Magnoliopsida; Fabales; Fabaceae
Product: pentatricopeptide repeat-containing protein At2g46050, mitochondrial-like
Exons: 1
Coding region: 99-2060 (653 amino acids)
Biological process (GO): RNA modification
Molecular function (GO): protein binding; RNA binding
Source: RefSeq, a predicted model, not a curated record
GAAAAACCUAGGUGCCACCAAAUCCACAGGUAUGCAGAAGUUUAUAACAUGAAAUUCUCAGGGUUCAGUUGUAAUUUUAUCUUUUUAAUUUUUAUCCUAUGUUCUUCAAAUCCCAUUUCAAAAAACAGUUCCGUUUCCCUCCAACACUUUUCUCAUUUGUAACUCAAUGCUUCAGUAACUACUCUCAUGAACCACAUCCAUGUAAUCAUUCCCUUAGCAGACUCAAAGCUUUUGUUCCAAUCCCUAAUGAACCCAACUUUAGGGAGCCUGAAAUUGUUCAUUUGUUUUGUGCUAAAGCCCUCAAAGUUGCUGCUAUAAGGGCUUUUCUCCCUGAAGGGAAACAGUUGCAUGCCCAUUUGAUAAAGUUUGGUUUUUGUCAUGUUCUGUCAUUGCAAAAUCAGUUCUUGAGUAUUUACCUUAAAUGCAAGGAAACCAAAGAUGCACUUAAACUGUUUGAUGAAUUGCCUGGGAGAAAUGUGGUCUCGUGGAAUAUCCUGAUCCGUGGCUUUGUUGGAUGUGGAAAUGAAAAUGACUUAUUUCCUCAUCUGGGGUUUUCUUAUUUCAAGCGGAUGUUGUUCGAAAAGGUGGCUCCGGAUGAUAUAACAUUGAAUGCUUUGAUUGGUGUAUGUGCAAAGCUUCAUGAUAUCAAAAUUGGAGUACAACUGCACUGUUUUGCAAUGAAAAGAGGACUUGAUUUGGAUUGUUUUGUAGGUAGUGCUUUGGUUGAUUUUUAUGCAAAAUUUGGUUUGGUUGAGAAUUCAAGGAAGGUUUUUUGUGCUGUUACACAUAGAGAUUUGGUUAUGUUGAAUGUCAUGAUUUCUUGUUAUGCCCUGAAUUGUUUACCAGAAGAGGCCUUCAGGAUUUUCAACUCAAUGAGAUCGGAUGGUGCUAAUGGCGACGAAUUCACUUUUAGCAGCCUGCUAAGUAUAUGUGAUAUUUUAGAAUAUUAUGAUUUUGGAAAGCAAGCUCAUAGUCUUAUUCUGAAACUGUCAUUUGAAUCCGAUAUUCUAGUGGCGAGUGCAUUAAUCAAUAUGUACGCAAAAAAUGAAGAUGUCAUUGAUGCAAAGAGAGUAUUUGACAAGAUGGCGAUUCGAAAUGUUGUGGCAUCGAAUACCAUGAUUGUUGGGUGUGGAAAUAAUGGCAAAGUGAUUGAUGUUAUGAAGAUUCUCAGAGAUAUGUUACUCGAAGGAAUUUUCCCCGAUGAACUCACUAUUUCCAGCGUUCUUAGCUCGUGUGGCUAUGCUUCUGCCAUAACUGAAACUCAGCAAGCUCAUGCCUUAGCAGUUAAGCUGUCAUUUCAAGAAUUUGUAUCUGUUUCCAAUUCUUUGAUUACUGCAUACUCCAAGUGUGGUAACAUAACUAAUGCAUUCAAAUGCUUCAGAUUGAUGUUAGAACCUGAUCUUGUUACAUAUACUUCACUGAUAAAUGCAUAUGCAUUCCAUGGUCUUGGCAAAGAAGCAACUGGGAUGUUUGAGAAGAUGCUAUCGUGCGGCAUAAAACCUGACCGGAUUUCUUUUCUUGGCAUUCUCUCUGCUUGUGUGCAUUGCGGAUUGGUGAACGCAGGACUGCACUACUUCAAAUUAAUGACAGAUGUGUAUCAUAUUAUUCCUGAUUCAGAUCACUAUACUUGCCUUAUUGAUCUCCUUGGAAGACAUGGUUUCAUAAACGAAGCCUUUGAAUUCUUGAAAUCAAUUCCAAUUGAAGCUGAAUCGAACAUGUUAGGAGCAUUCAUUGGGUCUAGUAAACUGCAUGAAAAUAUAGAACUGGCUAUAUCGGCAGCAGGAAAGCUUUUUGCCAUAGAGCCAGAGAAGAUUGUGAACUAUGCUGUCAUGGCUAACAUUUAUGCUUCUCAUAAUCACUGGCUUGAUGCUGAAAGAGUUCGAAAAACCAUGAGGGACAAGAAUGUUGCUAAAUUCCCAGGUUGUAGCUGGAUACAGGUUGGUAAUCAAGUUCAUUCAUUUGUGUCUAGUGAUAAGGCACACCCCAAAGUUUUGCAGAUUUAUGCUACUGUAAAAAUGUUGCUUAGUCCAUUGAAAGAAGAAAAUGGUUUGAAUUUGUAAAUGGUAUACAGAUCAUGAUCUACAACAUAUUGGGCAUAUUUUACAACAACUCAA